Molecule: messenger RNA, 1540 nt
Organism: Ipomoea triloba (trilobed morning glory)
Lineage: Eukaryota; Viridiplantae; Streptophyta; Magnoliopsida; Solanales; Convolvulaceae
Exons: 3
Coding region: 191-1438 (415 amino acids)
Source: RefSeq, a predicted model, not a curated record
AUCGUGGAAAUACAAAACCUUUUCAUGAAGUCUAUAGAUCAUAUUAACAGUCUUUCUUUAAAAUGAAAAUUUUGUUAGAGCUCAAAAUACAGACCAGCAUACAGAGGAGGAAGAGGAGAACCAUAUUGAAUGCCCAAAGACAUGUGAAGCUUGAAGCUGGAAGAUUUAUAAGGGUGGAGAAAGAAGAAAGAUGCCAGCAGUUUGGUGGAAGAGGUCAUUUCACUGUAAAUCAGAAACCGGAGAUGUGCAUGAUCCAAUUACAAGUGGUAAAAAUCUGAGCAAGAUAUCAAGUACUAGGAAGCCAACAACCAGGUCUGGUUGUUCAAGGUCUAUUGCAAAUAUUAAAGAUGUUAUUCAUGGAAGCAAGAGACACAUGGAGAACCUACACCUGCAAAGCCCGAGAUCUGUUGGAAGUUGUGAACUCUUGAAUCCAAUUACUCAUCAGGUUGUGCUUAAUGACUCAUCUUGUGAACUCAAGAUUACUGGUUAUUGUUUCCAAAAUGACAAAGGGAGUGGCAAUGGUUCAGCCUUUGUGGGCACUAUUAAGCCAGGUACACCUGUCCCUGUAACUGGAAGCCAUUGCAGUAUACCACCCAGAAAGCCAAUAGGGUCAGAUAGUCCUCUCAGAAAAGGCUCAUCUAAUAACCAAUUAAGGAGGGCAAGGUCAAGGUUUGGUUCUAGGUCUGGGGCCAGCACUGGAGGAGAUUCAAAUGAUUCUCAGCCUUCGACUUGUCACAAAUGUGGUGAGCAAUUCUCAAAAUGCGAAGCUGUUGAAUCCCAUCAUCUCUCCAAGCAUGCUGUUACACAACUUGUUGAAGGAGAUUCUUCAAGGAACAUUGUAGAAAUGAUCUGCAGAACCAACUGGUCAUCAAAGUCUGAUAACAACAACAACAAGGUUAGCGAUGGGAUUGAAAGGAUCUUGAAAGUGCACAACAUGCAGAGAACACUAACACAGUUCGAAGAAUAUCGUGAAAUGGUAAAGACCAAAGCCAACAAACUUGCCAAGAAACACGCUCGUUGCCUAGCUGACGGAAAUGAGCUACUGAGAUUCCAUGGCACAACCCUGGAAUGCUGUUUAGGCAUGAAACACUGCUCAGGCCUAUGCACCUCGGACAAAUGUGGUGUUUGCCAGAUUUUGACACAUGGGUUCAAAAUCAACGGCGGGAUCGGAGUUUUCACAGCUUCCACAAGUAGCAGAGCACUUGAAGCCAUCAAAUUGAAGAAUGACAGGAAUCCAGGUGUGAGGAAGGCUCUCAUAGUGUGCAGAGUGAUAGCAGGCAGGGUGCAUAAACCACUGGAGAAUGUUGAAGAAAUUGCUGGCCAAUCAGGUUUUGACUCUUUAGCUGGUAAAGUAGGCUUGAACUCUAGUAUUGAAGAACUCUUUUUACUCAGCCCCAAGGCUUUGCUUCCUUGCUUCGUUGUCAUCUGCAAACCAUAAAACAGUUUCGGAAGUCCAAUUUGAUUGUAAUUUCUCAGGAACACUAGUCAAUUUUUCAUUUUCUCUUUAUCUUUGUAAUAAUACCGAUUUAUAACCUUUUUU